Molecule: messenger RNA, 2428 nt
Organism: Nematostella vectensis (starlet sea anemone)
Lineage: Eukaryota; Metazoa; Cnidaria; Anthozoa; Actiniaria; Edwardsiidae
Product: pre-B-cell leukemia transcription factor 1
Exons: 11
Coding region: 243-1676 (477 amino acids)
Biological process (GO): animal organ morphogenesis; embryonic organ development; neuron development
Cellular component (GO): nucleus
Molecular function (GO): DNA-binding transcription factor activity, RNA polymerase II-specific; RNA polymerase II cis-regulatory region sequence-specific DNA binding
Source: RefSeq, a predicted model, not a curated record
CUCUCGCUCCCAUCACAAAGUUGAGUGGCAGAUCUAGAACAGGACCGCCAACCGCGCGUAACACUCUUUUACAAAAAAAGUAACAGCCAUUCCGAAGGGCCAGCUAGAAUAAAGCAUAAGACCAUCCGGUCUUCCAGCCGCUAGCAGAUUGCAAACGCUGCUAAAGCGAUCGGGUUUCACUCGUAGCUCCGUCAGUUCGUUGUGAUCUCGGAUUGUUUGUCGAGGGUAGAGUGUUCGUCUUGAUGCUGAUGGAAGGGAGUGAUAGUCGCUUGAUCCAUACGGCGCCGAUUUCGGUCAAUUCUGUACCGCUAAUGCACGGACAGCAGGCCCACGUGAACCAAGAGAUGAAACAAGGCGAAGAAUUAGACGGUCGCAAACAAGAUAUUGGUGAUAUUCUGCAACAAAUUAUGAGUAUCACCGAUCAGUCCCUCGAUGAAGCGCAAGCGAAGAAACAUGCCUUAAACUGCCAUCGAAUGAAGCCCGCCCUGUUCAACGUACUCUGCGAAAUCAAGGAAAAAACAGUUCUAAGCAUCCGAGGUUCACAAGAAGACGAGCCACCAGAUCCACAGCUGAUGCGCCUUGACAACAUGCUGCUUGCGGAAGGGGUUGCCGGCCCUGAAAAGGGUGGGGCUGCGGCAGCAGCGGCAGCCGCUGGUGUCCAUGAAAAUCAAGCUGAGCACUCGGAAUACAGAGCCAAGUUAAACCAGAUUCGACAGAUAUACCAUACAGAGCUUGAGAAAUAUGAGCAGGCUUGCAAUGAGUUCACAACUCAUGUCAUGAAUCUCUUGAGAGAACAAUCUCGCACACGGCCAAUCUCACCCAAAGAGAUAGAAAGAAUGGUGGGAAUAAUCCACCGCAAGUUCAGUGCCAUUCAGAUGCAACUCAAGCAAAGCACAUGUGAGGCUGUGAUGAUUCUCAGGUCACGUUUCCUGGAUGCAAGGAGAAAAAGAAGGAACUUCAGUAAACAGGCAACAGAGAUCUUGAAUGAGUAUUUCUACUCACACCUGAGUAACCCAUAUCCCAGUGAAGAAGCAAAGGAAGAGCUUGCAAGAAAAUGUAACAUCAGUGUCGCUCAGAUUUCCAAUUGGUUUGGAAACAAAAGAAUCCGCUACAAGAAGAAUAUUGGUAAAGCUCAGGAGGAGGCCAGUCUUUAUGCUGCUAAGGCAGCAGCGACACAGGGCAACCGCAGCACCCAGGGGGGGUCCCAGUCUGGGGGGAGUGGUCCAACCUCGGGGGGGUCUGCACCAUCGUCAACACCAGGUGGCUUUCCAAUGGGAGGUGGUAGCGGGCCUGGUAUGUCACCCACUUCGCAGCCCCAGAUGUCCAUGGGAUCCCAACAGCAGGAGAUGUACAUGGGCGGAGUUCAAAUGAAUGGCAACAUGGGAUCGGCGGAGUACCAGACAGGAUCUGCUGUGGGUGCAAAUGUACAAUCGCAGGUUCCAGGAUUGCGCCAUGUAAUCUCGCAGGCAGCGAGUGGGUUUGACCCCAACAUGCAGGGGGGGCAUGGUCAGCAACAGAUGUACCACGACCCUCAUCAUAUGCACCAGCAGAACAAACCAGACAGUAUCCGAGAACUCUUUGAUGAAACCAUUAACGAAUGGGCAGACAAUAAGGGUGGAGGCCAGGGUAGUGGAAGCAAGGGUGGCCAGGAUGCCAACCGAGAUUCUGAGACUUAACCAUGAGAGUGUAGUUAUUAAACAUCUACCCUGCCAUUAAGAGACCAAAUAUAUCAGAUUCAGAUACAUGGAAUCAGAAAAUAAGCUUAAGAGACCAAAUAUAUCAGAUUCAGAUACAUGGAAUCAGAAAAUAAGCUAGAUGCUGUAAAAAGUCACUAGAAACUACAGAGAUUUCUUAGAAAUAGCUAUUAUCAUAUGAGGGCUGGGCCGCCUUUCUAGCUAUUCAAUGAAAGAAAAAGUGAUAUAAAGAAAUAGAUAUAUGAUUUGUUGUUACAAAAAGCAAACUAAAAAAUCAUGCAAUUCAGACAUUGCAAAAGCUGAGUGUUCUUUCAGCAACUGAGUGUUACUACUUCUCCAGGCAAAGUUUGCAUGCAGCCAAAACAAAUUUUUGUUUGUUGCUUGGAAUACAUGCCUUUGUUUGUGUGGGGAUCUUAACUCUUCUUCAUUAUUUGAAAGUUUUAUGAGGUAGAGCUGGUACAACACUGAUUUUAGAACAAAUGCAAUUUUAGAUGCUUAUAAAUAAUUGUUAUCGUAGAUUCGAAAUGUAGCUGAAGUAAAUGCCAAAUUGAUGUGUGAAAAGGUACAAAUAUAUAUUUUACUAUAGAAAUUAUUAAAAAAAGAACUUAAUUUUAAAUUUUGUUAAAAACUAGAAGUAUUGUGUUUUACCAUAGUGUUUUUAAGCAGAUGUAAGUGUUGGUGCAAAUUCAACUAUAUUUGUGAUUAUAUGUAAAUUAAAAGAAUUAUGAAAACAA